AUGGCGGACGGGGCGCCCCGGCCCCCGCUCUAUCGCAGCGUCUCGUUCAAACUGCUCGAACGCUGGAGCGGCGGGCCCGGACCGAGGGAGGAGGCCACGGACACUCCCGGGCUGCGGCGCCGCGCCUCGUGCCGGCCGGCCGCGACCGUCCCGGGCCAGCCCUCCCGGCGCGUGUCCAAACUGGCGUCGGGGCCCCCGGCCGCCCCCGCGCAGCCGCGCCCGCUCCGCAGCCUCUCGCCGUCCGUGCGCCAGCUCUCCCGGCGCUUCGACGCGCCGCGCCUGGACGACGACCACUCAGGGGCCCGAGACGGGGGCGUCUCCCCCGGGGCCGCGGAAGAAGCGGCGGAGGGUGCCGCGCGCGGGGCCUGGCCCAGCGUCACCGAGAUGCGCAAGCUCUUCGGAGGCCCUGGCUCCAGGCGGCCCAGUGCUGACUCUGAGGCCUCGGGAACGCCCAGCCCCGACGGUGCCGUGUGGGAGCCUCCGGCCCGGGAGCCCCGGCAGCCACCGACGCCACCUCCUCGGACGUGCUUCCCCCUGGCUGGCCUGCGUUCCGCGCGGCCGCUGCCCGGCCCAGGGACCGAGGGGAGGAGGCAGCGGCAGCAGCAGCAGCAGCAGCAACAGGAGCGGGCGCAGCGUCCGGCGGAUGGUUUACAUUCUUGGCAUAGCUUCUCCCAACCGCAGGCCGGGGCCCGGGCCUCCUGCUCCUGCUCCUCCUCCAUCGCCUCCUCCUAUCCUGUCAGCCGCAGCCGGGCUGCCAGCUCCAGCGAGGAGGAAGAGGAGGUCCCGCCGCCGCCGCCGCCCGGGGCUCAGAGUCCGGCCUACCACGGAGGCCACUCCUCGGGCAGUGAGGAAGACCAAGACGGUGAGGGUGGCCACCGCUGGGAAGGGAGGCCGGGACCCAGGCCUGGAAGCUCCUUCUUGGAUAAGGACUGUAGGCCACACAGUUAUGGGUUAAAUCUUGGCAGCAUGGACUCAGCAGGGGGAGCCAGGAGUCCUGAGCCCUCCAAAUCUCCAAGAGCCCCUAGUGAAGAAGGACCCCGGGAGUGGGGUACUGGCUCGCCUCCCUGUGUACCGGGUCCUCAGGAGGGACUCCGGCCCAUGUCUGACACUGUGGGGGGAGCUUUCCGCGUGGCCAAGGUGAGCUUUCCCGCAUACCUAGCCAGCCCAGCAGGCUCCCAUGGUAGCAGCCGUUAUUCCAGCACGGAGACCCUCAAGGAUGAGGACCCAUGGUCUAGUCGGGGUUCUGGGGGCUGGGGCAUGUAUCGCUCGCCUAGCUUUGGAGCUGGAGAAGGUCUCCUCCUAAGGCCCCAGCCUCGAACCCGCACCAAGGGACCUGUGGGCACCACGAGGGCAUUGCGAGAUGGAGGAUUGGAGUUGGACAAGAGUCGGCAGCGGAAGUCCCUGUCGAAUCCAGAUAUCGCCUCCGAGACCCUGACGCUGCUUAGUUUCCUUCGCUCAGACCUUUCAGAGCUGAGGGUCCGAAAACCCGGUGGGCGCCCCAAUGAUCUUGGGAGCAGCCCCUUGGAUGCCAGAGACUCACCAGCAGCAGGCGGCCCCUGCGGACAACUUGGGCCCAUGCCUGGCCCAUCCACAGCGUCACCUGGCACCCGGCCCACACUCAAAGACUUGACGGCCACUCUGCGGAGGGCAAAGUCUUUUACCUGCUCUGAGAAGCCUGUGGCCCGCCGCCUAUCCCGCACCAGUGCCCUGAAGCCCAGCUCCUCUGAGCUCCUGCUGGCAGGCCCAAGUGCCGAGGAGGACCCACUGCCCCUGGUUGUCCAAGAUCAGUAUGUGCAAGAGGCCCGUCAGGUUUUUGAGAAGAUCCAGCGAAUGGGUGCCCAGCAGGAUGAUGGAAGUGAUAUCCCCCCUGGAAGCCCUGACUGGGCAGGAGACAUGACCCAAGGGCAGCGGUCCCAGGAGGAGCUCUCUGGCCCUGAGUCUAGCCUGACAGAUGAGGGCAUUGGGGCAGACCCUGAGCCUCCUGUUUCAGCUUUUUGCAGCCUGGGUACCACAGGGCUGUGGCGACCCCUUUCUUCAUCCUCAGCCCAGACCAACCACCAUGGCCCUGGGGCUGAAGAUAGUCUGGGAGGGUGGGCCCUAGUGUCCCCUGAUACCCCUCCCACACCAGGUGCCCUCCGCCGGAGACGGAAAAUCCCACCUUCAGGCCCUGGUGGGACUGAACUGAGCAAUGGAGAGGCCGGGGAGGCCUACAGGUCUCUGAGUGACCCAAUUCCACAGCGCCACCGGGCUGCCACCUCUGAGGAGCCCUCUGGGUUCUCCGUGGAUAGCAACCUUUUGGGCUCACUGAGCCCCAAGACAGGACUUCCAGCGACCCCACCUGUGGAUGAGGGCUUGACCAGUGGCCACAGUGACUGGUCUGUGGGCAGUGAAGAGAGCAAGGGUUACCAGGAAGUUAUUCAGAGUAUUGUUCAGGGGCCUGGUGCCUUGGGGUGUGUGGCAGAUGACAGGGUUGCUGGCAAAGCCCCCAAGAAGAAAUCUCUGAGUGACCCCAGCCGCCGUGGGGAGCUGGCUGGGCCUGGAUUUGAGGGCCCUGGAGGGGAGCCCAUCCGAGAAGUUGAACCCAUGCUGCCUCCAUCUAGCAGUGAGCCCAUUCUUGCAGAGCGGCAGGCAGAACCAGAAGAGCCCAGUCCUGCCAGGGGCCGGGCGCAGUCUGAAAGGGCCCUACUCAAGACCCCACCUGCCUCCUCCACUGCCCACCGUGACUUCCACCUUGACCCUAAACUGGCUGAUGUUCUGUCCCCACGGCUCAUCCGACGUGGUUCCAAGAAACGCCCAGCCCGGAGCAGUCAUCAGGAACUACAGAGAGAGGAAGGCAAUGAGGACCAGACUAACAGCCUGUCUCGGGCCCGACUGUCCUCCAAACACGUUCGCCACGCGAGUGUGCCCGCCACCUUCACACCUAUUGUGGUACCUGAGCCACCGACUUCCGUUGGCCCCCCUGUGGCUGUGCCAGAGCCCAUGGGCUUCCCUGCCAGAGCCCACUCCACAUUGCAGGCACCAUCACUCGAGGAUGUCACUAAGCAGUAUAUGCUGACCCUCCACCCUGGUGAGGUUCCUGCCCCAGUACCGGUGGAUAUGCCUUGCUUGACCCCUGUUGUACCGCCCUCUGCUGAGGCCAAGUCCCCUGAGGCAGCCAGGGCUCCAGAUGAGCCUGUCCCAGCCAGCAAGUGCUGCAGCAAGCCACAGGUGGACAUGCGGAAGCACGUGACCAUGACCCUGCUGGACACAGAGCAGUCAUACGUGGAGUCGCUGCGAACCCUGAUGCAGGGCUACAUGCAGCCACUAAAGCAGCCAGAGAACUCCUUGCUGUGUGACCCGUCGCUGGUGGACGAGAUCUUCGACCAGAUCCCUGAGCUCCUGGAGCACCAUGAGCAGUUCCUAGAGCAGGUGCGGCACUGUGUGCAGACCUGGCAUGCCCAGCAGAAGGUGGGAGACCUGCUUGUCCAGUCGUUCUCCAAAGACGUCCUGGUCAACAUCUAUUCUGCCUACAUUGAUAACUUUCUCAAUGCAAAGGAUGCCGUGCGUGUGGCCAAGGAGGCGAGGCCUGCCUUUCUCAAGUUCCUGGAGCAAAGCAUGCGUGAGAACAAGGAGAAGCAGGCAUUAUCUGACCUCAUGAUCAAGCCUGUACAGCGGAUCCCACGCUAUGAGCUUCUGGUGAAGGACCUCCUGAAGCACACACCUGAGGACCACCCAGACCACCCGCUCCUGCUGGAUGCUCAGCGGAACAUCAAACAGGUGGCUGAACGCAUCAACAAGGGUGUGCGGAGUGCCGAGGAGGCAGAGCGACAUGCCCGUGUGCUGCAGGAGAUUGAGGCUCACAUCGAGGGCAUGGAGGAUCUCCAAGCCCCUCUGCGGCGGUUCCUAAGGCAGGAGAUGGUCAUUGAAGUGAAGGCAGUUGGUGGCAAGAAGGACCGGUCCCUCUUCCUGUUCACGGACCUCAUUGUCUGCACCACCUUAAAGCGGAAGUCAGGCUCCCUGCGGCGUAGCUCCAUGAGCCUGUACACGGCAGCCAGCGUCAUUGACACGGCCAGCAAGUACAAGCUGCUGUGGAAGCUGCCACUGGAAGAUGCGGACAUAAUCAAAGCUCUGGGCCAGAUGAGCAAGCUUUCUGAGAACCUUGGUUUCCCCCACCAGAGCCUGGACGAAGCGCUGCGGGACCUUUCAGCUGCCAUGCACCGGGACCUGUCAGAGAAGCAGGCGCUGUGCUACGCGCUUUCCUUCCCCCCUACCAAGCUGGAGCUGUGUACCACGAGGCCUGAGGGCACUGACUCCUUCAUCUUCGAGUUCCCCCACCCUGACGCCCGCCUCGGCUUUGAGCAGGCGUUUGAUGAAGCCAAGAGGAAGCUGGCAUCCAGCAAAAGCUGUCUAGACCCUGAGUUCCUGAAGGCCAUCCCCAUCAUGAAAACCCGCAGUGGCAUGCAGUUCUCGUGUGCAGCUCCGACCCUGAGCAGCUGUCCCGAGCCCAUGCCCGAAGUGUGGGUGUGCAACAGCGAUGGCUACGUGGGCCAGGUAUGCCUGCUGAGCCUGCGUGCUGAGCCCGACGUGGAGGCUUGCAUCGCCGUCUGCUCCGCCCGCAUCCUCUGCAUUGGGGCGGUGCCCGGCCUGCAGCGCCGCAGCCACAGGGACCAGCCUGCCUCACUGAGGAGUCCCCCAGAGACGGCACUGGAGACCCCCGGUCCAGAACUGGACGUUGAGGCUGCGGACGAAGAAGCAGCGACGCUGGCAGAGCCAGGGCCCCAGCCCUGCCUGCACAUCUCCAUUGCAGGUUCGGGGCUGGAGAUGGCACCAGGCCCCGCCGAAGGGGACACUCGCCCAGAAUUGGUGCCCUUUGACAGCGACUCUGAUGAUGAGUCUUCGCCCAGCCCCUCGGGAACCCUGCAGAGCCAAGCCAGCCGGUCCACUAUCUCCUCUAGCUUUGGCAAUGAGGAGACCCCAAGCUCCAAGGAGGCCACGGCAGAGACGACCAGUUCAGAGGAAGAGCAGGAGCCUGGCUUCCUGCCACUGUCUGGCUCCUUUGGACCUGGCGGUCCCUGCAGUACCAGCCCAAUGGAUGGGAGAGCCCUUCGCCGCUCCAGCCGUGGCUCCUUUACCCGGGGCAGCCUUGAGGACCUGCUGAGCGUUGACCCUGAGGCCUACCAGAGCUCUGUGUGGCUGGGCACUGAGGAUGGCUGUGUCCACGUGUACCAGUCCUCCGACAGCAUCCGUGAUCGCAGGAACAGCAUGAAGCUUCAGCAUGCGGCCUCUGUGACCUGCAUCCUGUAUCUGAAUAACCAGGUGUUUGUGUCUCUGGCCAAUGGAGAACUUGUGGUCUACCAAAGAGAAGCAGGCCAUUUCUGGGACCCCCAGAACUUCAAGUCAGUGACCCUGGGUUCUCAGGGGAGCCCCAUCACCAAGAUGGUGUCUGUGGGUGGGCGUCUGUGGUGUGGCUGCCAGAACCGAAUCCUUGUCCUGAGCCCUGACACACUGCAGCUGGAGCACACAUUCUAUGUGGGGCAGGAUUCCAGCCGCAGCGUGGCUUGCAUGGUGGACUCCAGCCUGGGUGUGUGGGUGACAUUGAAGGGUAGUGCCCACGUGUGUCUCUACCAUCCAGACACCUUUGAGCAGCUGGCAGAGGUAGACGUCACACCUCCCGUGCACAGGAUGCUGGCAGGCUCGGACGCCAUCAUCCGGCAGCACAAGGCUGCCUGCCUGAGGAUCACAGCGCUGUUGGUGUGUGAAGAGCUGCUGUGGGUGGGCACCAGUGCCGGCGUCGUGCUCACCAUGCCCACCUCGCCCAGUACCGUUAGCUGCCCGCGAGCACCCCUUAGCCCCGCUGGCCUAGGCCAGGGACACACCGGCCACGUCCGCUUCUUGGCUGCAGUCCAGCUGCCAGACGGCUUCAACCUGCUCUGCUCAACCCCACCACCUCCCCCAGACACGGGCCCUGAGAAGCUUCCAUCCCUGGAGCACCGGGACUCCCCUCGGCACCGAGGACCUGCCUCAGCCAGGCCUAAAAUGCUGGUUAUCAGUGGAGGUGACGGCUAUGAGGACUUCCGACUCAGCAGUGGGGGUGGUGGCAGCAGCGAGACUGUGGGCCGAGAUGAUAGCACAAACCACCUCCUCCUAUGGAGGGUGUGA
Puma concolor (puma) is the source of this 6138-nucleotide messenger RNA. The record is from RefSeq and is a predicted model, not a curated record. Lineage: Eukaryota; Metazoa; Chordata; Mammalia; Carnivora; Felidae.